Dujonia railenensis is the source of this 1089-nucleotide messenger RNA. NCBI's taxonomy places the organism in Eukaryota, Fungi, Ascomycota, Pichiomycetes, Serinales, Debaryomycetaceae. The record is from the annotation of a GenBank genome assembly.
AUGUAUAGGCGUUUGCGGCCCUUCGUAUCGAUACUGAUUUCUGGGUCAAAGCGAUUCAAUUCCAAAAGCAAUAAUUCCCCAAAUCCCAUAAGACUUGACGAAAAGGUGAUCACUGAUAAAUUUAGUGCGCUAAGAGAAAGAUACGAGGCACCAAAAUAUCCUGUAGUGUUAUGCCAUGGGUUCUCAGGGUUUGACCAGCUAAACUUUAUGCCACAUCAUGAAAGGUUUGAGAAGUUAAUAUUCAACGGGGAAUUGUUAAAGUUAGACUACUGGUAUGGGAUUAAGGAAGCUUUAGAGAAUGUUGGUGCAAAAGUUUUGAUUGCAAAAGUUCCAGCUUUUGGUAGCAUCGAGGAACGAGCAACGGACUUAAAUACCUACAUAAAUACCCAAUGCAAACAGUUAAGAAAGGUAGAAACCAAGGAAAGUAUGUACAACAAAGCUUCCAAGGACAAAAAAAGUGAAACUUUUGAAGAGAAGGGUAAGAAAAUAAAAAUUAACCUUAUAGCACAUUCUAUGGGUGGGUUAGAUAGCAGGUACCUCAUUUCAAAAUUAGAACACCCAGAAUAUCAGAUCGUGAGUCUUACUACGGUCUCUACUCCACAUCAUGGCUCUGAAUGUGCAGACUUCAUUAUAGAUAUUUUGCAAAACCGUAAGAUUCUCAAUAAGAUAUGCCCCAAGUCAGUCUCAGAACUCACUACUGAUGCGCUUCAGGAUUUUAACAAGAAGAUAAAGGAUGAUCCAAAAGUUUCCUAUUUUUCAUAUGGUGCCAGAUUCAAGCCUCAUUGGUAUAACAUUUUCAGAAUAACUUGGGGCAUUAUUAAGAGUAGAUUGCUUAAGUCCGAUAAGCUAAAUCAAAAUGAAAAGAAGAGACUAAAGCUGAUAGACAACGAUGGGAUUGUGAGCGUUGAAAGUUCAAAAUGGGGAACCUACUUAGGUACAUUGGAUGAGGUGGAUCAUUUGGACUUGAUAAAUUGGACAAAUAGGACUAGAACUGCCAUAGAUAAAGCAUUGUUCAGAAAAGAGCCGAAAUUCAAUGCCAUAGCAUUAUAUUUAGACAUUGCUGAUAAUUUGAGAAAAAGAGGUUUCUAA